AUGGAGAAGAUGGGUGUUUCGUCGACCUCCGUGAACGCCUCUGCGCCGAUGCUAGGGCAAGCCGCCGACGUGCCCACGGCGAACUUCCAGCUGUUUGGCUCCAUGCUGCCGGUUCCGGCGGCAUCCAUGGCAACGGCUACUGCUCCCGCACCGACAGCGGAUAAUGGUGCGAGUGGAUCGGUGGCGGCGGGGGCGGCGGCACAGAACGCUUCUGGUUCAGUGCAAGGCCAAGGUGACGGCAUGUCCUUGUCCUUGCAACUCUGGCCGGUUGGGUCCACGACGGCGGCGGUUUCGUCGCCACCCGUGGCGCCGGUGACGGGUCCAGGUCCAGCAGCAGUAAUGCCGGCGCCGUUGGCGAUGGCUGCUGCUGAGAACGCGUCGCUUGCGGCGGUGGCGAACGCGCUAGCGCUGCGCAGGAAGAACGUGGCCACGCAGCGCUCCACCGCGCUGCUUGGCCACCUCAGGCGCUGCGCUGAGGCGCUGGCCGUGUCGCGGUCGGAGGACGCGGACGCGGAGCUCGCCAGCAUCGCGCUGCUAGCGUCGCCGGACGGCGACGCCGUGCAGAGGAUGGCCGCGGCGUUCGCCGAGGCGCUGGCGAGGGUGGCGCUCCGCCCCUGGAAAGGCAUAGCCGCGAUGGCUUUCCCCUCCGACGGCAGCGACAGGCCCCGCGCGUGGGAGGCCGCCGCCGCGCGGAUGAACUUCCUCAACCUGUGCCCGGUGCUCCACCUCGCCGCCGUCGCCGUCAACGAGAUCAUCCUCGAGACCACGAGGAACGACAGGUUCAUCCAAGUCGUCGACCUCGGCGGCGUCCACUACGGCCAGUGGGUGGAUCUCCUCCACGCCUUGGCCACACGCCGCGAGUCCCGGCCGUGUCUCCGCCUCACCGUGGUCCACGAGGACAAGCAGUUCCUCUACCAAGCUUCCCUCGUCAUCAUGAGCGAAUCCGACCGCGUCGGCGUGCCAUUGGACCUCCACAUCGUCGAGUCAAGCAGCCUCCUGGCGCUCAAGCUGGACUCCCUCGGGGUGAGGAGUGACCAUGCCGUGGUCAUCGUCUCCACACUCAAGCUCCACCCUCUCAUCGGCACCGGCAACGACACGGCGGCGGCGGCGUCAGCGGCAGCGGGUGGCAUGGCCUCGUCGCUUCCGUCUCCGUCGACGACGUUAACGAACGUGGACAAGCUCCUCCGGGGCUUCCACCUGCUGUCGCCGAAGCUCAUGAUCGUCACGGAGAACGAAGCCUCCCACUUCGGGCCGUCGUUCAUGGAGCGGUUCGCCUCGGCGCUGGGUUACUACGAGCAGCUGUUCACCUCCGUGGAGGAGGGGAGCGCGGCGUACGGCGGCGAGCCGGCGCAGCGAAAGGAGGCGGAGAGGUUUCUCCUCAGGGAGGAGAUCAAGGACAUCAUCGCGUGUGAGGACGGGCCGCGCUGGGCACGGCACGAGAGGCUGGUGAGGUGGAUUGCCCGCAUCGCCGCCGCCGGGUUCGUGUUCUCGCCGACGAGCAGCGGCGCUGCGGUGGAGCGGGUGAGGUCGGUGGCGGCGCGGAUGCCCGGAGGGGAAAAGGUUUAUGGUGUGGCGGAGGCUGGCAGCGGGUGGCUCGUCCUCAGAAGGGAGGAGAAGCCCAUGUUCUCCGUCUCUGCUUGGAGGAGGAGGUGA
Messenger RNA from Oryza brachyantha (malo sina), 1653 nucleotides. RefSeq names its product scarecrow-like protein 3. The coding region runs from base 1 to 1653 and encodes 550 amino acids. The transcript has a single exon. Gene Ontology annotation, molecular function: sequence-specific DNA binding; DNA-binding transcription factor activity. NCBI's taxonomy places the organism in Eukaryota, Viridiplantae, Streptophyta, Magnoliopsida, Poales, Poaceae. Gene Ontology annotation, biological process: regulation of DNA-templated transcription. Gene Ontology annotation, cellular component: nucleus. The record is from RefSeq and is a predicted model, not a curated record.